Messenger RNA from Cucumis melo (muskmelon), 786 nucleotides. RefSeq lists its product as uncharacterized. The transcript is spliced from 2 exons. The record is from RefSeq and is a predicted model, not a curated record. The coding region runs from base 103 to 564 and encodes 153 amino acids. Lineage: Eukaryota; Viridiplantae; Streptophyta; Magnoliopsida; Cucurbitales; Cucurbitaceae.
CUCAUUACAACACAAACAACGUAUCUCAUACUCUAAUUGAUUUCCAAAAUCUGAAACCAAACAACAUUUGAUUUUGAUUCAGAGGUUGAAGAAGCUCACACCAUGAAAUCCAUCUUCCUUCUCUUUCUCUUCUCAGCCCUCCUUCCCCUUUCCACUCAAUCCAUUGACUCCAAAAACCUAAACAUUCCACCUUCCUCUGCCCAUGCUCGCCUCGCCGAUUACGGAUUCCCCUUCGGCCUUCUUCCCUCCGCCGUCUCCACCUACACCAUUAACGAGACCUCCGGUGACUUCUCUUUGGACCUCGGUGAUUCCUGCAAGUUCACGCUUCCUCCAGACAACUAUGUGGCUUCCUUUUCUAGGGUUGUAACUGGUAAGAUUGCAAAGGGUCGGAUCCACAAUCUUGAUGGGAUUCGUGUUCGGGCUUUGUUCCAGUGGUGGUCGAUUACUGGUAUUAGGUCCACCGGCGAGGAUUUGGUUUUCGAGGUUGGGUUGAUCACUGCGAAGUACCCGUCUAAGAGUUUCAACGAGAGCCCAGUGUGUGAAGGCCGUCGGUCUUCUUCGUAAGAGGGGCAUUCAUUCACUUCAAGGAUAGAUGAACUUAGUGGAUAAUGCAUAUCAUUUUAUGCUGGUUCUUUUAAAUGAAAGGUAAACCUUCUACAUAUUCUGGCUAUGUGAUGAACUAUAUACUUUGUAAUUUGUAUAUAUUUUAGUUCUGCGGAUUGUAACACUUGCUACUUCUAGUUCUGGAUUAAUACUCUUUUAAUUAAUAAGGUUAGUACUUGAUUA